AUGGCUUCAAACAACCCUCCAACACCACCACAACAAGUCAAUGAAGUCAAUACUAUUGCCCAACAACAAAAGUAUCAACUUGAUCAUUACUGGAAUAAGCAGCGCCAACAGAUGGAUGUAACAGAUCAUGACUUCAAGAAACAUGAAUUUCCUUUGUCACGAAUCAAAAAGAUCAUGAAGUUCGACCAGGAUGUUGAAAUGGUGGCCACAGAAGCUCCAGUCCUCUUAGCUAAAGCUUGUGAGUUCUUUAUUCAAGAACUCACCAUCAAGUCCUGGCCUCCUGCUGAGCAUUCUGGACGUCGAACCCUUCGUAAGAAUGACAUAGUUGAGGCGAUCAAUGGAACGGACUCUUACAAGUUUCUGUUUGAUUAUCGUCAUGAUGGACCGGCGGCUGGUGGAAGCAGCUCCAUGUUUUCCUCUCAUGCAGAUCCUGAGCCAGUGGCUUCGUCGUCUUCUGUGCCUCCGCCUGUUCAGACGUGGAUUAGGAAUGGCCAUGAUGAGAAUGAGAUGAAUGUCGACGAUGAGAAUGAGAAUGAGGAUGAGAUGAUUGAUGCAGCUAAUUAA
Molecule: messenger RNA, 564 nt
Organism: Daucus carota subsp. sativus
Lineage: Eukaryota; Viridiplantae; Streptophyta; Magnoliopsida; Apiales; Apiaceae
Product: nuclear transcription factor Y subunit C-1
Exons: 1
Coding region: 1-564 (187 amino acids)
Biological process (GO): regulation of DNA-templated transcription
Cellular component (GO): nucleus
Molecular function (GO): protein heterodimerization activity; transcription cis-regulatory region binding
Source: RefSeq, a predicted model, not a curated record